UUUAUUAUACACAAUAUGACAUUUCAAACUGCACGCUUCCACGAAUGAGCAAAAAAAAUGAGAUUACUGCUACUUUCAUUAUUCUCUUAGGUCAGCAUUGCCCAGACAGGAUAUCUGCCGCUACAUUUCGUUCCGACGCUGAAACACGAGAGUGGAUUUCCUGUUUUGAAUCGGACCGCGCGCCGAAUUACACAAUCAUCACAAUCCUAGGACAAGUGACUCAGUCACUGGCCGUCGACUGACUCGAGGCCGGCGUGAUUUCCAUCCUCCACCUCCUCGCCCGGUUCGUUCCUCGCCGUGUACCUUUAAAAGGUUGAGCUCGCCGGUCUGCGAGUUCUGGAUUGUGUCUCCCCUUUUGGCUCAUACGCUCUCUCUCUCGCGCGCGCGCUAGCGUGUGAGUGAACGUGUGCGUGCUCGCGCGCGCGCGUAUGUGUCUUUUCUUCCAACAGUGACAUGGCAAAGAAGCUGCGUUGCUCUCGGUAGCAGCAGCAGCAUCCCGAAAACCAAUGGACGCUCUGCGACGGCCGGAGCGGAGCCGCCGCGGGGGGCCGAACGUCGUGAUGCCCGCCUGGCUCGUGCUGCUCGCGGCGUCGGCCCUGAGGGCGGAGGGCGACGGAAUGGAAGAACUCGUCACCGAGAAGGAGGCAGAGGAAAGUCACCGGCAGGACAGCGUCAAUUUGCUGACGUUCAUCUUGCUGCUGACCCUCACCAUUCUCACCAUAUGGCUGUUCAAGCACAGGCGCGUUCGUUUCCUGCACGAGACCGGGCUGGCAAUGAUUUACGGUUUACUGGUCGGCGUGAUUUUGCGUUAUGGCAUCCCCGCCACCAGCUACCACAACAAGACGCCCCCCAGCUGCUCACUCAAGGAGGGGCCCACCAGCACCCUGCUGCUCAACGUCAGCGGCAAAUUCUUCGAGUACACCCUCAAAGGGGAGAUCAACUCCAGGGAGAUUAACAACGUGGAGCAGAAUGAUAUGCUGCGCAAAGUGACUUUUGAUCCCGAGGUUUUCUUCAACAUACUGCUUCCUCCGAUCAUUUUCCACGCGGGGUACAGCCUUAAGAAGAGGCAUUUCUUUAGGAAUCUGGGCUCUAUCAUAACCUAUGCGUUUCUUGGCACUGCUAUCUCAUGCUUCGCUAUUGGGAAUCUUAUGUAUGGCGUGGUGAAGCUGAUGCAAAUGGUUGGGCAGCUGACUGACAAGUUCUACUACACGGACUGCCUCUUCUUUGGGGCCAUCAUCUCCGCCACAGAUCCAGUGACAGUACUGGCCAUCUUUAAUGAGCUCUAUGUAGACGGGGAUCUCUAUGCUCUGCUGUUUGGAGAGAGUGUAAUGAAUGACGCAGUGGCCAUUGUGCUUUCCUCGUCUAUUGUGGCAUACCAGCCCAGUGGUGCAAACACACACAUGUUUGAUGCCUCUGCCUUUUUCAAAUCAGUGGGUGUUUUCCUGGGGAUUUUUAGCGGCUCCUUUGUGAUGGGUGCAGCCAUAGGAGUCGUCACCGCUCUCGUGACUAAGUUCACAAAGCUGCACUGCUUUCCACUCCUGGAGACGGCUCUCUUUUUCCUCAUGUCCUGGAGCACCUUUCUUCUGGCCGAGUCCUGCGGGUUUACAGGCGUUGUGGCUGUGCUGUUUUGCGGUAUCACACAGGCUCAUUAUACCUACAACAACCUCUCGGAGGAGUCUACAAAACGCACAAAGCAGCUCUUCGAGGUCCUUCACUUCCUGGCUGAGAAUUUCAUCUUCUCCUACAUGGGAUUGGCUCUGUUCACCUUCCAGAAUCAUAUUUUCAGCCCAAUCUUCAUCAUUGGCGCCUUCUUUGCCAUAUUCAUUGGAAGAGCUCUCAACAUUUACCCGCUCUCCUUUCUUCUCAACCUGGGUCGAAGGGACAAGAUCAGGGGAAACUUCCAGCAUAUGAUGAUGUUUGCAGGUCUGCGUGGGGCGAUGGCAUUUGCCUUGGCAAUCCGGGACACGGCUACAUAUGCCCGCCAGAUGAUGUUCACCACCACGCUCCUCAUUGUCUUCUUCACCGUUUGGGUGUUCGGUGGAGGAACCACAGCCAUGCUGUCCUGGCUGCAUAUCAGAGUUGGUGUGGAUCCCGAUCAAGACCUACAGCCUUCAGGAGACAGCUUCCAGGUCCUUCAGGGGGAUGGCUCCCAGCCUGAAGGACAAAGCAAAACCAAACAGGAGAGUGCUUGGCUUUUCAGACUGUGGUACACCUUUGAUCACAAUUAUCUUAAGCCCAUUCUUACACACAGUGGUCCACCUCUCACUUCCACCCUGCCUGGCUACUGUGGACCGCUGGCCAGCUGUCUGACCAGUCCCCAGGCUUAUGAGAAUCACGAGCAGCUGAGGGACCCCGACUCGGACCUGCUCCACAGCGAGGGCGACCUGACCUUCAUGUUCGGCGACACGGCCAUCACGGCCAACGGGGCGUCGGGCAGCAGGGCGGACGCGGCCGGAGGCCUGGGCUGGAGCGCCAACGGCAAAAGGAGCGGCAGCACGUCGGAGGAGGUGCUGGAGCGUGAGCUGGACUCCCGCGAGCAAGAGCUGCUGAGCCGGGGCACCCGCCUGGUUUUCCCCAUCGAGGAUCACGUCUGACCCUGCCUUCGUCCUCGUCUUAAGUUGCCAACCUCCAUGACCCCUUUUUCAGCCCCCCACCCCCAUCCCCAUUUAGACCGCCUCAGCUCUCUUCACCUCUGCGCAGGCAGAGAGAGAUAAGACAGACUUGAGAUAUGGGAGUAGACGGGAGGGUAGACGGAGGAGCUCUGAGCUCCCAUUAAGCCAUGGAGCAGAGCUCCAGGAGUAUUUCAUCCUCGUUACAGAGAGCGAGUUUGUUUUUUUUCUAAAGGAGAAAAAAAAAAGAAGAAGUUUCUUCUAGACUAUCAGGAGAAAAGAUCUUGAUGCUGUUUUUACAGACAGUUUGUAGCACAGAGAGAGUAGGCAAAUAUUUUCUGUUGGCAAAACAUCCAAACUACAUUCUGUUUGUGCACGUUUGAACAGCUGGCACUUUUUCAUUCAAACGGGAAAGGAGAACAUUUAUUGUUUAAAAAAAAAAUCACACUAUUAUCAUGUGAUAUGACUAGUUUGUCUUCACUGCCAAACAGUCGGCAGAAAUGAAAGGCUAAUUUGUCUUUAUGAAAAAAAAAAAGAAGCUCUUUUGAAACUGUGAAGCAUUCAUCUGAGGUUGCUAACUGUCAAGUGUUUGGUAAGUUUGUGAAGCAUCUAUGGUGGCCUGUGAGGACAUGUAAAACACAGAAUGUUUGUGUUUCCUCAGCAGACACUAAAACAUGUCCUGGAUGAAAAAUAGUUUGAGCAUGUAAAUAGCUUUGUUUCUCCUUUUUAUUGAAAUGUUUCUCAUCGCAUCACACCAAAUUACUGCCACAGAGGAUUCUCUGUGCGUCGUGUCUGUGAACUGAUCCGGAUCAUUUUCUGUGUUGAAUCGAAAUGUAGAGCUCCAAAUUUAAGUGAUAAAAUGUCAUUGAGUGUUUUCUCGAGAGCAGAGCUGCACGGCGUGCGACUAGCUUCAGAAGAGCUACCAUAGCUAUGCCCUGCUUUUAUUUUUUUUUUGUGCGCUAUUUUUGUAAAAUUUGAGACGUGAGAAAUUUGAAAUCCAAAAUGAAAGUCUGCUCACUAAAGAUGAAAAGAAAUAUUUGACUAAUUUUGUAGGACUGUCAUUGGAGUUCUUAUCAAUGUGCAUUUGAUAUUAUUUUCUUGGAAUAACAAAGAGGUCAACACCAUUUUCUUAUCUGCCUGUUGUAUGUUAAAAUGUCGGGGACCAUUAGCUUAGCAAAAAGAGCAGGAGUUGGGAAGAGCUAGCUUGGCCCUAUUAAGACCUAGCUAAAUCUUAUAUGUGCUUCUGCCAGCAUACGUAAAGCUCACUUGAGUACUUGGGAAGGUGUUCUAAUCUGUAUUUAGUCCAGCUUUAAAUGACUGCAGCAAAUUCAGAUGCUAGCCGACACUGUCCCAAGUUAAUAGGAAACUAACACUUGGAUGCUAACACUCAUUUUCACAAAUGAAACACACUGGUGUGACGUUUUACACGAAGGGUCUGUAACUGACUAACAACUACUACACAAAAUGGGCUUUUUGAGAAAAAAAAAACUUGUCUGCGAAACUGCAGAAAACUCAUUCUCAUAAUAUAUCCUGUUAUACGUAUCUUGCUCAAUCAAAAUGCUAAGCUAGCUUAAUUAUCUUAGAAAACUGUGAUUAUUAGACUGUCUGGUGCACCGUCUAAUGCCAUGCCUUAAUAUUGUUAUAGCUUACAGGUUUGUCCCCUGCAAAGUAGUGGUAGAUACUGGACAUACGGAAGGUACUAAAAGUAUCGAAUGGACUUGUUUGUGUACAAAAGGAAGGAAAAUUAAGGAACCAAAAAAACAACUUCCAAAUGUUCUACUUUCUGGUGUAAAACCAUAUAAUCAACAUGUUAUAUUUUUAGUUCUUCAUUUGUGUAAAAAAGUUUUGGGAAGGGCUCCAAUUGACAACAUACCUUAGAGCCCCCGCUGCACCAAAAAUGUGUUUUGCUAAAGUGUACAAUUCAUCUGUAUUUAAACUGAACAUCUCAGGCCUUUUCAUCUUGCAUUAAUUUGCUGAUAACAUCCAAAUUCUUAGAUGAUCUCGGAAACGAGAGGCUUUUACUAAUAUGACAAACCUCUUUCAAUUUUGAAUGAUUAAUAUUUUGAAAUGAAAGUAUUUCCAUCUGCAGGUUCUGCAGAUGAUUCAAAUGACCUCAUUCUGGGGAAAAAAAUCUUAUCUGGCUGAAAUUAUAACUAACUAGAUUCCAAAUAAAUCUUUUGACAGACACCUGGAUGACAUCUUUAACAUCUGGACUUCAUAAAGCUAGCUGUUCCCUAAUUUUCUCUCUUUUGGCCAAGCUAAACAUCGGUGGAGCUUUUAGAGCUGUGCACAUGCCAGAUGUGAGGGUGAAAUCAAACCUGUCAUCAAUUCUGUAAUUAAAAGAAAAAGCUCUUUGAAUGUCAAACAGUUUCCUCAAACUCACUGCAGUUGUAUUUCCUUAUUUCUUUCAUUUUUGACACAGUCUUUUACGAUGCGUUCAUGGCUAUUUGUGGAUUCAAAGUGUCAUCCGAGUUGAAUUUUGAUCACACAUUGCUUUCCCAUCCCAACCCUUACCACGGUCUGCUGAUGUCACUUAUCAACUGGUUUGACUGGUGACUCUGUAUUGUCCCUCCAAGCAUACCUUUCUCACAGUUUAUAGUAGAUGUUGGGCCAUCCAUAUAGCAUCAUCAAAACAAAUCCAUUUGUAUCAUCUCCCCUGAAAGAUGUCAAAAAUGUUUUUAGAAAAAGCCACAUGCUGUUUGUGGUAUGAAAACAUUUCUGGACUUGGUGGAACAGCUGGCCAAGCGAUGAGUCACUUCUGAUGAUUCACACCGUCCCUUUUUGACAUCCGUACCACUUCCCGUUUCAUAUUCACCACCCAGGCCCUUUAGACUCUUCUGUUCGUCUUUAAAACGACAUACGCUGUUGGGUUUAUGUACGAGCACGUAGGACCGGGUGGAAAAGUGAUGAUUAUGAGAGUCGAAUCUGCGGGCUUCGCCGUUAUGACAAAAACAAAAAAAAAACCCUCAUGCAGGAAUGUUACAGCAGGUCGGGGACCUCCGAGAGGAAAUGAAUGUGGUUGCGUAAGCUGUUGCCUAGCUGUACGCAGAGAAGGUCAUUUAAACUCUGCUGCAGGGAGAAGCAGCCUCAGAGCUGACACAGUCAAAACAGGAACUUGGUUUAGUUUGUUUUUUUCUCUCGCAGUACCCUAUGCAGGGAAACAUCAUGGCUGACUUAGAUGGUGGGUGCAAUACAAUGGAUUUUUUUUUUUAAAAGAUAGGGAGAAUGGCACUUUACACUGGCGGGACUCAUCUAACCUCCUUCAUGUGCACUGUCUUCCUCCACAGUGCUGCGCUGUUAAACUAUCUUUAAAAAAGCUGUCUUGCACCUGAGAAAUCUGGAAAAUGUAGCCCUGUUGUCAUUGUGUGUGGACCUGUUGUUUCUAUUAGCAACUGGCUGCCGGGCUCUGUGGCCGAGGUUUGCAUGACGUGUUAAUAAAUAUAACAUUCUGAAUCGCCCAGUUGCGUU
Menidia menidia (Atlantic silverside) is the source of this 6077-nucleotide messenger RNA. NCBI's taxonomy places the organism in Eukaryota, Metazoa, Chordata, Actinopteri, Atheriniformes, Atherinopsidae. The record is from the annotation of a GenBank genome assembly.